This is a messenger RNA of Rhizopus microsporus ATCC 52813, 778 nucleotides long. RefSeq lists its product as uncharacterized. The record is from RefSeq and is a predicted model, not a curated record. The transcript is spliced from 4 exons. Gene Ontology annotation, cellular component: nucleus; cyclin-dependent protein kinase holoenzyme complex. NCBI's taxonomy places the organism in Eukaryota, Fungi, Mucoromycota, Mucoromycetes, Mucorales, Rhizopodaceae. Gene Ontology annotation, molecular function: protein kinase binding; cyclin-dependent protein serine/threonine kinase regulator activity. Gene Ontology annotation, biological process: regulation of cyclin-dependent protein serine/threonine kinase activity. The coding region runs from base 1 to 627 and encodes 208 amino acids.
AUGGAUCCUUCGUUUCUUUUAUUUGAUAAAAUCAUUCGAAAGCCUAUUUCUAGUUAUUUACUAGACUAUGUUACUAUUGAAUUUCAAUCAAUUUUACCAUGCAUCAAAGAAGACUAUUUUACAAACAACAACAAACUGUCAUCAAUAAAUAAUCAUAGUUCAUUACCAUCUCCUCCUUUAUCAAUUGACAAAGUCAUUCCUCUAAGAUCAUUUAUUGAAUCCAUAGUUACUAAAUCACAUACAGAUACGGGAACAUUAAUCAGUUCCUUAUCUUAUGCAAGGCGGCUAAGGAAGAGAUUAUCACGUACUAGCAAAGGAAUGGAGUGCACUCAUCAUAGAAUAUUCUUAGCUACAUUAAUCAUCACUACAAAGUAUCUUCAUGAUACCGCACUAAAAAAUAAGUACUGGGUUGCUUAUGCGGGUAUGUUUACUGCCAAUGAAAUCAAUCUGAUGGAAAAACAAUUACUACAACUCUUGAAUUAUGAUUUGGAAAUUGAUGAUUUUUAUUCAAUCAUGGAAGACGUUGUUCAGAUUUAUGCAAAAGAAUACCACAAGAGCACCAAUGCUAAAGCUAUUUCCUAUUCCCCGCCUUGGGAUCCCCCAUUACUUGUAUCUUCUAUCUUGUAAUAAAGUUAUUUUGUUGAACGAAUUACUAAACUAUCUAUUCUCAUAAUUCCCAGCCAAAAAAAAAAGGGAUCAGUUGUAGCUACAAAUGUUGUGAUUUAGUCACUUUAAAAAAGGAUGUUUCCGCCCACGCUGCAUCACAUGGUUCUUGUCA